Messenger RNA from Suillus bovinus, 1608 nucleotides. RefSeq lists its product as uncharacterized. The record is from RefSeq and is a predicted model, not a curated record. The transcript has 8 exons. NCBI's taxonomy places the organism in Eukaryota, Fungi, Basidiomycota, Agaricomycetes, Boletales, Suillaceae. Gene Ontology annotation, molecular function: electron-transferring-flavoprotein dehydrogenase activity; flavin adenine dinucleotide binding. Gene Ontology annotation, cellular component: cytoplasm. The coding region runs from base 1 to 1509 and encodes 502 amino acids.
AUGUCCGUUGCCACAGAGGUGUCCGAUAUGUCUUCGACGUCAUUUCCUACAAAGACGGUUGUCGUCCUAGGCGGUUCCUACGGAGGCUCAAGAGCUGCUCACGUUCUUAUGGAGAUUUCGGAUUCCGUAGGUGUGUUUCUAACCUCCAAUGAUGUCCCUAGGCAUAGGAAUCACGUUUACAACUUUUCUAGAUAUGCUGUCCUUGCUGGUCAUGAACAUAAAGCAUUCAUUCCAUACAAUAAUAACUUCCCUUCUAGUUCUCUUUCAGAUGUUUCUUCAUGUUCAUCUCAUGUUCGCGUGCAGGCAACUAUCACCUCCAUAGAGAACAAUCGCAUCAUCCUCUCUCCGAAUCUGCCAGGAUCGCAACAAUCUUACUUAGACUUUGACUAUGCCAUUUAUGCUCUCGGCUCCCACUUACCCCAGCCAAUAGACCUUUGGAGUCACCGAAAAGAAGGUGAUGUGAAGUCGAGUUUGGAACCACCAUAUGGAGGAAUGAAGUCGGAGGGUAUCUCAUCCCUUCAAGAACGCCAGAAACGCGUCGAGGCUGCCAGGUCCGUGUUGGUUGUAGGUGGCGGCGCGCUCGGUAUUCAGUUUGCAACCGACAUCGCUGCCAUAUACCCACAUAAGCGCGUCACGCUUCUGCAUUCCCGUCAUCGUUUAUUGCCAAAGUUUGACCAUGCAGUGCAUGAAGAAGCCCUUCAGGGUUUGCAAGAGCUGAACGUUCGGGUUAUUCUUGGAGAGCGACUGGAUUUUGAGUCACUCCAACACAAAUCCACUAAUCAAGGCUCUUCAGAGCCACGUCUAGUACGGACUGUAUCAGGGCGAGAGAUAUCUGCCGACCUUUUGCUCCUAUGCACCGGUCAAACACCGAACACGGCGCUCCUUCGUGAUAUGGACCCUCGUGCUGUAUCCCCAGACACUGGAUUGGCACAUGUUCUGCGGACUAUGCAACUUUGCGUCCCACCGCCUUCUCUUGAGCUUCACAAAUUUCAAGCAGAUGAUGUACUACACUGUUUGAAGAAGUUGAUUCUUGAUACAGAAGAAGGGUCAGACUCUGAAUCGUCGCCAUCGUCGCCAUCUAUCACGCCUGUCGACAUUCCUACGACGUCACCCUCGUCAUCCACGGAAACCCUGGUUGAACCCUAUCUAAGCGAAAAGACUUUGUACCCAAAUAUCUUCGUCGUGGGCGAUGCGGCAGACGCGUUCGAUGCGAUUAAAGCUGGACAUACAUCAUAUUAUCAAGCAGAGGUUGCCGCACGGAAUAUUCUACGCCUCAUCUCUCGAAGUGAGAAAGUUGGGAUUACAGCUGGCGACAAAUUAGAUUCGGAGCUCGAGGAGUAUGCGCCCGGGCCUCCGGCUAUCAAAGUGACGCUUGGUAUCACGAAGUCGGUAUAUGAGGUGGACGGGGUUGUGGGCACGAGGAAUAAUGGUGUGGAAGAUCUGAAUGCUGCUGUGAUGUGGGCAUCGUGUGGAAUGCGGGAUGUGAGCGAGGAGGAUAUGUUCAUGUAGUUUGAUGUUUUGGUUUGUGCGUCCCAUUCUGUUAUGAUACUACUAUUUCUUCUUACCGACCGCAUGCGGUGUAAUAUGUCUACUAUUUUCUCUCGAUGU